AUGUCAGCAACCACCACCCAAACAGUCAACCAAAAUGGCAACUUCCACAGCGCCAUUCUGCGCGACUACGAGCUUCACCACUCUCAGAGCAGCGAGAAAUCACCAGAGACGCCCUCAUCCACAAGUUCAGUGAACCACCCGGAAUUCGAUCUUCCCCAUCGACGCGUGCCUUCUUACAGGCCGCUCAACCGGGACCCAGAGCAUGUAAACGGCGUUCGCAUGUAUACCAGCACGCCUGAGCUAUUCUUCAUCACAGCCAUGUUUCGCGGACUCUAUGCUAAUGCUAGCGCCGCGCAAUAUUGGAGAGCGUCGGUUGGCAAGUUUACGGACAAGGUUUGGAAGUAUCACAUUGGAGGAGAAUUCUAG
Molecule: messenger RNA, 366 nt
Organism: Fusarium sp. VM40
Lineage: Eukaryota; Fungi; Ascomycota; Sordariomycetes; Hypocreales; Nectriaceae
Source: the annotation of a GenBank genome assembly